GUGAAGGAGUGUGUUGGACCAGAGUGAGAGAAGAGAGCAGGAAGAGGGGAGACAAAAAAGAAAAUAACAGGAUAUUGAGCUCAAGAAGGGGUCUCUGUUCGUGGACUCAGUCUCUUUUGAGCUCCUGGUGUGAAACGCACAAACCUGAGUUGAAAGUUCAAAGGUCAGAGGUGACGACGGAGGAUGAAAAUGUCACUGAAGCCUCUUCUGCUCAUCUGGGGAAUCACUGCAGCCACUGUUGUGUCUGCUCAAGAAUCAUGGAGAAAGGACAACAGGGAGUCUGGUCCUGCUGUCUACCAAUCUGAGGAAAACUACGAGUGGACCACAUGGUUCAACGUUGAUCACCCUGGAGGUCGUGGAGACUACGAGCAGCUGGAGGCCAUUCGCUUCUAUUACCGUGCAAGAGUGUGUGAGAAGCCACGGGCAAUUGAGGCCAGAACCACUGAAUGGGUCUCAGCCCGUGACACUGGGGAGACGGUCCAUGCAGACCCGACGGUGGGCUUCUGGUGCCUCAACGAGGAGCAAGGUCCCGAACGCAACUGCUCUAACUAUGCAGUCCGCUUCCUCUGUCCUAAAGUUAUCAGUGUGAACACUCAGGGAACCUGGGGCCCCUGGUCAGACUGGAGCCCAUGCCCCGCCUCCUGUGGUGAAGUAAGGGUCCAGCUACGCUCCAGAAACUGCCGGUCUCACUCUGUGCCUUGCAUUGGCCUUAAAGUCGAAGAGAAAAUAUGCAAUGGACCUGAGUGCCCAAAGACAGAUUGUUCCCUGCAGUGUGUGGUGGGGAAGGUGAACGCUGAGUGUGACGCAUGCAUGUGUGAAGAGCACAUCCUGUUGGGCUCAGUACGUGGGGCUGGGGGUCUCAUCGCUGAAGGAGCUACGAUCCUUCGCAAUGGAAAGCUCCUCACCCUGACUGACCACAACGGACAUUUCCGCAUCCCCGGCGUCUGCCCUGACGGCAACACCACGCUGUCGGUCAGCCUGCAGGGUCACGUCGCCCAUGACAUCGUUGUGCCCUACAGCUCUGAACGCACUUCUGUCCUCAGUAUCCAGCUGAAGAGAAUAGAGAAACUUCAUGUGUUGAGCAAACCCGACAGCAAGGUCAGGAGGCAGGGACAAACUGCUGCCUUCUGCUGCAAGGUGGAGGGAACACCACAGCCAGACAAGUACCAAUGGUUCCAUAACGACAGUCUCCUGGAGAGGCAGACUGGGAGCACCUUGGUCCUAAAGGAUCUGCAUCUGGAGCAGACUGGGGAGUACUACUGCCGAGCAAGUGGUCCAUCUGGUGCUAUCAAGACCAAACCAGCUACACUCAAGGUCCUAGGUCGAAAUGAGCACUCAUGUAACCCCAAGCCUCAAUCCCACCUCAUCCGUCUUCCACAUGACUGCUACCAAAACAGCACAGAGUCAUUAUAUUACGAUGUGGGCAAGUGCCCUUCAAGUACAUGUUCUGGGAAGCUGGACAAUGGCAUCAGAUGCAAAGACAAAGUGGCUUACUGCUGUGGGGUGGAAAACAUGGAGAAGAGGCAGAUUACAUGCCAAGGCUACCAACUCCCCACCAUGGUGGUGACUGAGUGUAGCUGCCAGAAAUGUGUGGAAACCAAGUCUAUUGUGCACGGUCGGGCCAUUGCAGCAGAUAAUGGUGAGCCAAUGAGGUUUGGCCAUAUCUUUAUGAAUGGAGUCAGAAUCAGUCGCACGGGCUACAAAGGUACCUUCUCCAUCCAGGUCUCUCCAGACACAGAGAGGCUAGUCCUGACUUUUGUGGACAACAUGCAGAAAUUUGUCAACAGCACAAAGGUACUUCCAUUUAACACCAAGGGAGGGGCUGUUUACCAUGAGAUCAAACUUCUUAGAAAGAAAGCCCCUGUCACCAUCAGCUCAAUAGAAACCAACACUUUGGAGCUUGGGGAGGCAGAGGGCCAAGAGGCAAUGGUUCAGAUCCAGAUUCCACCCAAUUCCUUUUACAAGGAGAAUGGUGAAGCCUUCACGGGUAAUGUGAAAGCUAGUAUAACAUUUCUCGACCCAAGAGACGUCUCCACAGCUGCUGUAGCUCAAAGUGAUCUCAAUUUUGUAGGAAGUGAAGGAGAUACCUUACCUCUAAGAACCUAUGGUAUGUUCUCAGUGGACUUCAGGGGUGAGGAAAACAAUGAGCCCCUGAAUGCGGGUGAGGUGAAAGUUUUCCUCGAUUCGGCUCAGGUGAAGAUGUCUGAGCACCUGAACACCAUGAAGCUGUGGUCACUGAACCCUGAUACCGGCCUGUGGGAGGAGGAGGGAAGUCUUCAGGUGGAGAAGAAAAGAAGAGGCAAAAGGGAGGAGAGGACAUUUUUGAUUGGUAACAUGGAGAUCAGAGAGAGACGGCUGUUCAACCUGGAUGUCCCAGAGAAUCGCAGGUGUUACGUGAAGGUGAGGGCCUUCCGCAGUGAUCGCUUCAUGACCAGUGAGCAGGUGGAGGGAGUUGUGGUGAGUCUCAUAAACAUGGAGCCGACAGCUGGCUACUCCUCAAACCCACGUGCCUGGGGACGAUUCGAUAGUGUAAUCACUGGCUCGAACGGUGCCUGUCUUCCUGCCUUCUGUGAUGAACAAAAAGCUGAUGCAUACUCUGCUUAUGUCAUGGCCAACCUUGGAGGGGAGGAGCUGGAGGCUGUCCCUUCUGCUCCCAAACUCAAUCCCAACCUUAUUGGAGUGCCCCAGCCGUACCUGGAUAAACUGAACUACAGGCGGACCGACCACGAAGACCCACGAAUUAAGAAAACAGCUUUCAGCAUCAACGUGGCAAAACCCAGUCCCAACGCAGCCGAGGAAGGCAACGGACCAGUGUACCAAUUUGAGAAAUUGAAAGACUGUGAGGAAGCUCCUUUCAGUGCAGCACACUUCCGUUUCUCAAGAGUGGAGGGAGACCGCUAUGAUUACAACACUGUGCCAUUCAAUGAAGACGACCCAAUGAGCUGGACUGAGGACUACCUGAGCUGGUGGCCCAAGCCCAUGGAAUACCGGGCCUGUUAUGUUAAGGUUAAAAUCACCAGUCCACAUGAGAUCAAUGUGAGGUCCCGCAACAUGGGUGGCACCCAUCCCAAGACAGUGGGCCAGCUGUAUGGCCUCCGCGACACUCGCAGCAUCCGCGACAUGGACCAGAACACUGUCUCAGCUGUGUGCUUGGAGUUCAAGUGCAGCGGGAUGCUGUACGAUCAGGAACGUGUCGACCGAACCCUGGUGAAAGUGAUCCCACAAGGAAGCUGUAAGAGAGACCUUGUCAACCCAAUGCUUCAGGAGUAUCUGGUCAACCAUCUGCCCCUUGCCGUCAACAACGACACCAAUGAGUUCACUAUGCUGGCGCCUCUUGACCCUCUGGGCCAUAACUAUGGAAUUUAUACAGUGACAGACCAGGAUCCCCGCACAGCUAAAGAGAUCGCACUUGGACGCUGCUUCGAUGGCACCUCCGAUGGCACGUCUCGCGUCAUGAAGAGCAAUGAGGGUGUGGCGCUGUCUUUCACCUGCGGAGAUCGGGAGGCGACACACCAGAAUGCUUUCCAGUCCUCGCAGAGCUCUCAGGGUCAGACAGUGACAAGUGUGGUGAGAGGCGACGGCAGGCAGAACCGGCGCCGGCAGAGAGCCAAUGCACCUCGCAGCAGUCGUAGACGUAGCACCAGAAACCCCACAGGAAAACGUGCAGAGGCCAAAAUCUGAACACUGAAGGUCAACAUGGAGCCCAAAUGAUUACCUCCAACAGAUGGACAGUGUGAACCUUCUGCUUUGAUACAUUUUUAUAUUGGCUUGUAUUUUUUUCCCCACGUAACUAAACAAAUAGGCCUCGAUAUCUUGCAGCUUCUUCCCCAGACUGUUCUACAUUAUUUUACUUAGAUUUUCAACUGUACUGUGGUAAAUAUUUACUUGAAACUGUAAAUAGAGUAUUUAUUACAUGUGCCUUAUAAACAGCCAUCAGUGAGCUGUUGUGUUAAUACAUGUAAGAUUCUUGCAGUAAGGUUAUAAACAAAGACAGAAAAACAACUUGUCCUUUUGACCAGUGGUUUAUUAAAUUAGAUGCUUAUAAAACACUGCAGAUGGUGUAUUUCCGUUAUUAUCAUUGUCAUGAUCAUAAUCCAAUUGUCCAUGUAACAUUGAAACUGGUCAACUGUUAGAAAAGAACAGGAGAAAUAUGCCCGUUUCAACUAACUAGCCCAUAUGAAGACAUGGUGGGGUGAAGCCCAUAAGCCCCCGCUCCUCAUCACACUUGAUACAAGCCUGCAGAAGCAAUGAUUAGGAGACCAGUUGUAGAAAGUGAAUCCACUUGCCUGAUCUAUACUUUUUCUGCAUUAGUAUAAAUCAAAUUAGUAAAUUGCUCUUGUCAUGCACGAAAAAUACCUAUGCUCAAAAUUGUAAAGGAUAUUCCAGAGAUGUAUCAAGAGAAUGGCUGUGAAGUUUUAAAGUCACAUUUAUUAUACUUGUUGAUCCCUUUUAUCUUACAAUGAAUGUCACGUGCUCUGUAAAAUUACAACUAUUACUUACAUGUUGCAUCGGUCUCAGAAUCACCCACAAUGCAACCUUUCCGGAGAUAAAGAUGUAGUAUGUACUAAAUAAUUGUUCUGCAUUUGGCAACCAAAGUUAUAGAUACUAUAUACUUUCCUGUAAGAGACCCAUCCACAGGUAAGUGAGACCUAUAAUAUAUACAUGACAUUCUGGUUUAGGAAUUUGCAUAGAACCUUGUGUUUCUAUGUCAGUAGACUGCAAUACUGUAUCUGCCAUUUUGACAGGGGCAACAUUCAAUCAUAAAAUGAGCCCUGCAAAACUCAGACAAAAGCAGUUACUAUGUAUUCUUCGUUGUUGAAGCUGGGUCACCCAACAGAUACUUAAUUAUUAUCAGUGUGUGAGUUGAGGCUGAAUGAGACGGAGAAAAGGCAAUUCCAUAUGUAUGAACAUAAAGAGUUGGUGAGACUGGGUGCUCUCUGGUAUAGUCCCUCUGGUCAUUGAAGCAAGAUGAAUGGGGCAACACAUAGUUCAGAUUUUCCAGGAUGGCACUGGAAAGCAUGAAAAGGUACAGCUGCGUUUCGGAGGGUGGGGAGAAGGAAAGGGCAGUAGUGAUGGAGCCAGUGUCACAUAAAGUCCUCGUAGUCUUGGGCGUAGCCACCAUCAAAU
Molecule: messenger RNA, 5127 nt
Organism: Pleuronectes platessa (European plaice)
Lineage: Eukaryota; Metazoa; Chordata; Actinopteri; Pleuronectiformes; Pleuronectidae
Gene: cilp
Product: cartilage intermediate layer protein, nucleotide pyrophosphohydrolase
Exons: 9
Coding region: 184-3681 (1165 amino acids)
Source: RefSeq, a predicted model, not a curated record